ACAUCCGGUACUUCCCCUUUAAGACCUGAAGGAUCUUACCUCCGUCAACAGAACCUCAACUGAGCUUCAUCUCGAUCUGACAGACAAGCAAGCUUCGCCGAUGAUUUGUAUACUUCUAGUGGCUGGGCAUGGCACCCUUUUAGAGACACAAAUAAAGUAUGACGCCACGGGGCUGUAUGGGCACCUGGCCGGGGUCCCAAAGGCCCUGCUCCCUGGGAUAGGAGGAAAGAAGGUCUUGGACUUUUGGUGGGAGACCGUCAACACACGGCAACUGUUCACUGAAGUCUAUCUGGUCACCAAUGCGGACAAGUAUAAGCACUUUGAGCGCUGGGCCACAGCCAACGACUUCCCAGUGGAGAACGUGAUCAACGACGGCAGCACGACGCUGGACGACCGGCUGGGCGCCGUGGCUGACCUGCAGCUCGCCAUACGCAGUCGCAGGCUGCAGGACGACAUCAUGGUGAUUGCUGGAGACAUGCUCUGUGCAGAUCAGAACUUUGAUAUUGCUCAAGUUAUCCGCUUCUUCAGGUCCAAGCCUGGAGAGCUGGCCAUAUACUAUGAGUUGGAGGAGGGAGAGAAGGCCAGCUCAAGGGGCAUCGUGGAGGUGUGCCCGGACACUCACAGGAUAAACCGGUUCCUGGAGAAGCCAGAAGAAGAGCUCACGGACUCCGAACUAGCCAGCGUGGUCUUCUACUGCCUCCAGGGGAGCUCUUUGUGCUACCUCUCUGAGUUCCUCAGUCUGAACCCACAAGCCCAAGACCGGAGCUUUGGACAUUUCUGGGAGUGGCUUAUCAACGAGAAGCAGCUCCCUGUUUUUGGGAUGAAGCUCCCCACUGGCUUCCAGCUCAUUGGACAAGUGGGACUCUCAGACUAUACCAAGUGGCUCACACAUUACUCAGCCAAGCAAGUGGACCAGCCGGCUAGACCCAUCAUACGCAGAUCAUAUGCAAGGGUGGGCCUUAUGGGCAACCCCUCUGAUGGUUUCAAUGGGAAAACAAUUGCCAUGAGCAUCUCCAACUUCUGGGCUGAGGUUACUCUGGUGGAGAGCGAGACUCUGGUUCUGCUCCCUCAUCCUCUUAAUGACCCGACAGAGUUUGGAAGCCUGCAAGAUCUGUUCUGCAUCAGCAGAAAGGAAGGAUACCUAGGUGGGCUGCGUCUGCUGCAGGCCACCUGCAAGAAGUUUUAUCAGUUCUGCUCCAACGAUGGUAUUGCUUUGACAAAGCAGAACUUCACACUGAAAUAUGACACAAACAUUCCUCGACAAGUGGGCCUCGCCGGCAGUAGUGCAAUCGUCUCAGCAACCCUGAAGUGUCUUAUGAAAUUCUACAACAUCACAGAGGGUGACCUCCCCAAGCCCGUCAGAGCCAACUUCAUCCUCAACGUGGAGACAGACGAGCUCUCCAUCACGGCCGGCCUCCAGGACCGCGUGGUGCAGGUGUAUGAAGGCUUGGUCUACAUGGACUUCAGCAAGCAACUCAUGGAGGAACGAGGCUAUGGAGAAUACAUCCCCAUGGACAUGAGCGAUCUUCCCACGUUCUGGCUGGCCUACCUGAGCGACCCCAGUGACUCGGGACGCAUCCACAGCAACGUGCGGCAGCGCUGGCUCAGCGGGGAGCCUCUGGUGGUGGAGGCCAUGAGGUCUUUCGCUCAGCUCACCGAUGAAGCCAGGGCCGCUCUGGAGGGGAAGGACUGGCCCCUGUUGGCUCAGCUGAUGGACCGCAACUUUGAGCUCCGCAGGUCUGUCUAUACCGAUGAGUGUCUGGGUCCAGGAAACCUGAGGAUGGUGCAGCUAGCCAAACAGUUUGGCGCUGCGGCCAAGCUGCCGGGCAGCGGCGGAGCAGUGCUGGGCCUGAGUGUGGACCAGCAGAGAAUGGUGGAGAUGAGGCAAGCUUUUCAGGAGGCAGGGUUCGUAUUCUGUGUCAUAGUGCCACACAAUCCAUCUGUCAGCCACCAUGACCUCCCCCGUGUCCCGUGACAGGACAGACUUCACAACACAUAACUUAUUUAUUUUAAUUGUUUAUCUUCACAAAUGUCUUAUCAUAGCCUACAACUAUUGCAUUUUAGCAAAUGUUAUUUGUAAUUUCACCACAUAAUUGUAUCCCAUUUGUAAAGAAAUUAAAGGGACUUCUAAUGA
This is a messenger RNA of Gadus chalcogrammus (walleye pollock), 2134 nucleotides long. It is a transcript of the gene gkup, whose product is annotated as glucuronokinase with putative uridyl pyrophosphorylase. Bases 101 to 1975 code for a protein of 624 amino acids. Gene Ontology annotation, molecular function: glucuronokinase activity; ATP binding. Gene Ontology annotation, biological process: biosynthetic process. The record is from RefSeq and is a predicted model, not a curated record. The transcript has 23 exons. Lineage: Eukaryota; Metazoa; Chordata; Actinopteri; Gadiformes; Gadidae.